This is a messenger RNA of Clupea harengus (Atlantic herring), 4513 nucleotides long. RefSeq names its product GDNF family receptor alpha 2b (gene gfra2b). Gene Ontology annotation, biological process: nervous system development. The record is from RefSeq and is a predicted model, not a curated record. NCBI's taxonomy places the organism in Eukaryota, Metazoa, Chordata, Actinopteri, Clupeiformes, Clupeidae. Gene Ontology annotation, molecular function: signaling receptor activity. Gene Ontology annotation, cellular component: external side of plasma membrane; signaling receptor complex.
GGAUCUUACAAGGGGUUGUUAUGAUUGUAGUGGCCAAAAGUGACUGAAUUCCCGAUAAUUGCUGUUAAAUUUGAUUAUUUUAAGUUUUUUUCCCAGCAUGACAUCCUAGACAUUGCGAACCCACCAAGAUCUUGCUCCAUAACUUUGCGUUUUUGCAGACAUAGCCUGGUAAUAAGAGAAAAAAUUGCAAACUUCGCAAAACAUUUUUGCGAAUUUGCAAAAUGGCACAAUCCUGGAGGGACUGGUCAGCACUGCUGGUGAAUUGAGAGCAUUCGUCAGUUAAUCUAUCAUUUAUGUCCAAACUCUUUGUAUCGAAAAUUAAUUCCUGACCUACAGAUCAUCACAUCCUCAAGGCUACACAGCUAUGUAACAUUUUGCUGGUCUCGUGCCGUAAAACCAGGAGGCGCUAUCGAAAACACUUCAUAACGCCAUAUUCACCAGGGAGUAGCCUUCCACAUUUGCGAUAAGUAAGUUAAAUUAACUGGCAGCAUCCAUUCAUAUCAAGGCAUUUACAGAUAUGCAGGUUAAUAUAUAGGAAGAGGCACCGGAUGUCAUCCAAAGUAAGUGAGAAUAGUUAACUCACUGGGAACAUGAUGCCAGGUCAAAAGAGCAGGGGUUGACCUAAGCUGAGGAUACUUUCCCUUUCAUGAUUUUCCCGUUUGUAUGGUUUUUGUUUGUAUGGCCUUGGUCAUCUCGUUUUGGAAGUGUUCUAAUCACCGUUACUAUGUGGAACAAUUGCGUCCGCUCUGACGUGUGAACGCACAAGGCUCAUAGGCGCAACUUCAGCUCACGGGAGAAACGCCUGAGCUCCACAGCGGUGCAAAUGGAAUAGACAAACGGAGGAUAGAACGCGGUUUUAUUUAGACUUCUCCGCAAACAGGACUGAAGCAGUUGACUGUUCGGACACCGAUAUAAGAGAAGAGGCAUGAAUAAAGAGAAGUAUAUUACUUGAGUUUGAUAUCAGCCGGAGAGGACAAUCGCCUAACUUCAGAGAGGAGGAUCAUCAUUGCUCAUCAAUUCUAAACCAGACUGACAUCCACUCCUUUCUCAUAGCCUGUAAAUAUGUGGCUCGAACGAGAGCAAUACAAGAAUAGCUUGGAGAGAAACGUGUUAGUCCAUACGUUUUAGGCAUUUGUGACCGUUGACAAAACGGACGCCGCCUAGUUUAUUGAACAUUACAAAAGUAUGAGCGGUCAGAGAGCGUAAACCUCAGAGACGCUAUUCGAAUAUCGACGUAAAUAGGCUGAUUCAGUGUCUGAUAUUACCAACUUUGAGCGUUAAAUGGUUGUGAUUUGUUAUGUGUUGCGUUGGAAAAUAUUUGAAUGAAUUCCAAAUUCAAUAAUUUUGUUUCAAAUUUGAAUUCUGGAGUAUGAUAAUGGAUUUCUAACUAUUGUUCUGCAUACUAACGGAGUCGUCGGUGUUGGACAUGAACCUGUGGUGUGAAAAUUGUUUCACUGGAACCACGCUGGAUUUUUAACCGGGCAGCGCAGGAAAUUACUCUACUGAUUCAACAGUGAACGACAUCUGGGAUUGCUUUCCCUAGCUCGGAGUGCGCAUUGGAUUUAUCAUGUUUUUACUUCAUACUUUCACUGUCCUCUUCGUACUGGAUGAACUUGUACAUUCAGUGGCGAGCUCCUCGGCCUUGUCAGGGCUGGGGAGUCAUGGCUGGCUGGCUCCUAUGGACUGUGUGCGGGCCAGUGAGAUGUGCAACCAGAACUCUCAGUGCAGCUCGCGCUACCGCAUCAUGCGCCAGUGCCUGGUGGGAAAGGACCGGACCACCAUGCUGGCCAACCGUGAGUGCCAGGCUGCUCUGGAGGUGCUGCAGGACAAUCCCCUAUAUGACUGCCGCUGCAAGCGUGGCAUGAAGAAAGAACUGCAGUGCCUACAGAACUACUGGAGCAUCCACAUGGGCCUGACAGAAGAUGAAGAGUUUUACGAGACGUCACCUUAUGAGCCCCUCCAUCCAGAUGAAACCAGACGGGCCUCCAUCAUUUCAGCCAUAGACUCAGCCUCAACCAAGGGCAACCUGUGUUUGGACACCGGCAGCCCUUGCAACCCCUGCCUGGACGCGGCCAAGGCCUGCAACCUGAACGACACCUGCAAGCGGCAGCGCUCCAUGUACAUCACCGCCUGCCACAAUAAAGGCUCGCCCAUCCAGCAGCCGCAGGAGCCUUGCAACCGCAAGCGCUGCCACAAGGCCCUGCGGCAGUUCUUCGAGCGCGUGCAGUCUGAGUUCAGCUACCCACUGCUCUUCUGCGCCUGUCGUGACACGGCGUGCGCCGAGCGCCGCAGGCAGACGAUCGUUCCGUCCUGCUCCUUCGACGAGAAAACCCGGCCCAACUGCCUGGAGCUACGCAGGAGCUGCCGCUCAGACCCUCUCUGCAGGUCUCGACUGGCUGACUUCCACAUGAACUGCCAAACGACUCGACUUACAAAAACAACCUGUCCGAAUGAUAACUAUUACGGUUGUCUCAUCUCUUAUGUAGGACUUAUUGGUCUGGACGUUACGCCGAACUACGUGGACGCCAGUCACAGCAACUUCAGCAUCUCGCUGUGGUGCAGCUGCAGGGGCAGUGGGAACCAGGAGGAGGAGUGCGACGCCUUCCUACGCGACUUCAGAGAAAACACCUGUCUCAAGAAUGCCAUCCAGGCUUUUGGCUAUGGCUCGGAAGCAGGCCACAUACCCAUGCUGGAGUCCCAGCCCUCUUUGCCAUCUUUGCCACCUGUGCGCACGAACCUCCAGCCAGCCAUCAUCACCAAACCCUCCAUCAGCUCCAAUGAUAUCAAACCAAUUGAUAACGCCUGCAUAUACUCCACCUGUGCCAACCUGAAGGACAAUGGUAAGAAGUGCACUCCCUCGGAUGCUUACGAAUGUGCAAAUGAGAACCUGCUGGCCCCCGGCAUGGAGGGCUCUAUUGACACCAUGGGCUCCCAUCAGGCAGCAGACGAGAGCGCCAGGCAGUCGUCUGCAGACCCCCGCCACCUGUCCACACCAGUGGCCCUCCUGACGGGCAUCAUCCUCAGUCAGGCCCUGUAAACAUCCCUGAGUCCCACCCUCCACCCACUGCACCAGGAUCAUCAUGAACGCACUUGAGAACUUGACGCCAACCUCACUCUCACUCUCCCAUUGCAUCGUCAAGCAACCCUAACAACCCCCCCCACCCCCCACCCCCCAACAUGGACAUUAAGAGUGAACAUCGUACAACAUGCUAACGUGCUUUUAAUAAAAAAAGACUGCCGUGUCGUGGAAUUCACUCUUACCUCAGCCUGGGAGUGUUCAGAGAGCUCGCUUUUUUCUUUCUUUCUGCUGACUCCCCGACCACAGGAGGGGUGGAGCAACUUGUGAGAAACAGCAAUCUCUGCCAGGCUCCCUGCUGCUCCAGAGAUCACUUCAAGGUAACUGAUGGAGAGAGAACAGCAGUUGACUUUUUUUUCAUGUUCAGCUCAAUUGGGAAGCAAAAUCCCACAAAAAAGGCAUGAGUAAAGACACAGAGUGGCCAGUGUCAGGCUGAGAGACACUGCUGUUGUGUUAAUUGUAACCUUGUAGAAAGACUCCUCAGUAAAAUGCCCUCUGCGUCUCACAUCAGCAUUCACAGCACUCCUGUCUCGCCUCGCUCACUCACUCGCUCGCUCGCUCGCUCGCUCUCCAAAUUCCCUCUUUCCUUGAAAAACAAUCUAAAUCUAUCUACUGCCUUCACCAUAAAAAAAGGGUUUUAUGGUAGUUGUACAGUCUACAGUCUAUACAUGGACAUGAUGUAGGUAUGUGAACUCUUUUUGGAACACCACAUUCUGUUGUUAUGUCACAGAUUUAAAAAAAAGAAAAAAAAAUGUUUUAAAAAAAACGAUUCGAUUAAACAUGUAAAGAUCACACCUUAACUGUUUCAAGGGUGCAUGGAUGCCACCUAGUCCCACCCUUAAUGUGUAUCAUGUCUUUGACUAUAGAUUACCAUUCUCCUUUGCUAUAUUUUUCUGUCUUUUGGUUCCAUUCGUUUUUAUGAAACAUUUGAAGUAAAUAAAGAACUUAACUGUUUGUGAGAGAUGGCAAAGAGAUGUGCUGAGAACAGGAGGAAGAUUGCCGUGUGAAACACGUCAUGUCGGAGGAGGACUGUCUGUGCGAAUGGAGCCCUCUUCUUCUUAAGGCUGUUAUUAUGUGUAAUCUACAGAAAAAAGAACUGGAAUUAUAUUCAAACAAAAAGCUUGAUGGAGAGAACAUGGCUACAUUUGCAGAGAGAGUACAUUGUUCUAUUGGUGUAUUUUCUAGUGUGCAAUCUAUUGUGUGGCCUUACUUUUUUGUCUUUGCUUUGUUCCUCUCUCUCUCUCUUAAGCAAUGGGGUGUGGAUAAUGUUACUUACGGAGUGUAACCAGGGAGUGAUGAGAUGCCAGGGAGAGCAGUUCGGAAAACACAACUCUGUUGUGUUUCUGUUUUGUACUGCUCUCAACUGGGGUUGACAGACAGCUGAGAGCAUUAUGUGAAAUAUCUGUUCUGACCUAAAUUAAAUGAAUAAAUCAGUCA